ACUCACGAUUCACAGCACAAUUUUCAUAUAUUAUAUAUUUUUAAUUGUUAUUUCUUUUUACUAUUUACAACUAAAAUCGAGUGAAGAACGAAAAUCGAAGUUUUUGUUUUUUGUUUUUUUUUUUUUUUCAAUUUUGGUGGGUGGUAUAUAGCAUUCUGAUUUUCCCCCUGGAUUUUUUCCCACCGAAGAACAACUAACAAAUGGGGAUCGGUUCUGAGGAGGCGAUCCGGCAGCUCCGAGCUUUGGUGGAUCAGGUUGAUGAGCGAUUGAAAUGCACUUUUCAGAUGUUUGAAGCUACAUGGUGAGGAGGAGACCUGUCGGCUGGUUCUAUUCAGCAAUUUGCUGACCUUGUUGACAUUUGAUUCGGGAUUGUUUUGGCUACUAAUGGAAUUCAUUGAUCUCUUUCCAAUUGAUUCUGAGUAGAUUAAAGCUAAGUUUUGGAGUGCAACAAUAUUUGAGGAAUGUUCAUCAAGGCUAUCUAACCGAAACUUUGGAGCGAUUUCUCAAGGCGCGGGAAUGGAAUGUUAGCAAAGCCCACAAAAUGUUGGUAGAUUGUUUAAACUGGCGAGUAGACAAUGCAAUCGACAUGAUGCUAACAAAACCUAUACUUCCUGUCGAUGUUUACAGAGCGGUUCGUGAUUCUCAGCUCAUAGGACUUUCGGGUUAUUCAAGAGAGGGCCUACCAGUCUUUGCCAUUGGUGUGGGGCUGAGCACAUUUGACAAAGCAUCUGUUAAUUAUUAUGUGCAGUCCCACAUUCAAAUCAAUGAAUAUCGGGAUCGCAUAAUCUUGCCUUCUGCAUCGAAAAAGUAUGGGCAACCUAUUACGACUUGCGUGAAGGUAUUAGACAUGACUGGUUUAAAACUAUCAGCGCUGAGCCAAAUCAAGUUAUUGACAAUCAUAUCAACCAUUGACGACUUGAACUAUCCAGAGAAGACAAAUACGUAUUUCAUAGUAAAUGUCCCUUACAUAUUUUCAUCUUGUUGGAAGGUAGUUAAGCCUCUGUUGCAGGAAAGGACUAGGAAAAAAAUACAAGUUUUAUCAGGUAGUGGAAGAGAUGAACUGCUCAAGAUAAUGGACUAUUCAUCUCUACCACACUUCUGCAAAAGAGAAGGCUCGGGAUCAUCACGCCAUUCAUCUGAUGGUGCUGAAAAUUGCUAUUCUUUAGACCAUUCCUUUCAUCAACAACUCUACAACCAUAUCAAGGAACAAGCAGUUCAGGAAUCUUCAAGACCGAUCAAACAGGGAUCUGUUCAUGUGAGUCUACCUGAACCAGGGGCAGAAGGAACUGAAAUUGCCAGAACCAUUGAGUUAGAGUUGCACAAGUAUGGGAACGCAAACGGGAAGUCAAACGGAUUAUCCAACUCCCUAGGCAGCCUGAAAAUUUGAAGACUGAGGUAAUAGAAGAGAUGAUGAUGCCUUCUUCAGUUUGAAUCAACAGAAGCUGACUCUUCAUUACUUCAUGAUAUUGAAGGCUGCUGAGCUGAAAGCUCAUAUUGGAAGCCCUGCCAAUGGUAUUACACAAAAUGGCUAAUGUACUACUACUCAUUUUUGCAGUUGGCAUUAGUUCCCAAGAAAUCCACAUAUAUGAAAAUAUAUUGUAUGUAAUUUCACUUAUAGGCUGGCUAAGCAGUCAAGUUCCUUCCUAGUUAGAUAAGGCAUGCAAUGAAUGUACUUGUCCUGUAGUCACUGUUCUUUAGUUUUCUUGCUGCACAAGCCAUUUCAUAUAUACUGAAAUGCUGUUGUUGUCUACUAAAUUUCUAGAUAUCUAAUAAUGUAAUAAAUAUUUUCUUAAUAUAAUAGCUUGCGUUAUUUACAUCUU
Messenger RNA from Cucumis sativus (cucumber), 1820 nucleotides. Its product is annotated as phosphatidylinositol/phosphatidylcholine transfer protein SFH1. The transcript has 12 exons. Lineage: Eukaryota; Viridiplantae; Streptophyta; Magnoliopsida; Cucurbitales; Cucurbitaceae. The coding region runs from base 542 to 1387 and encodes 281 amino acids. The record is from RefSeq and is a predicted model, not a curated record.